AUGGAUUCCGGCCUGAGUGUUGCCCAGUCUGAGGGCCAGCAACCCUCGCAUGCGAAGGCCGGCCCUGCGAAGGCGCGCGCCAGGAACAAGCGGAAGGAUGCGCACGACGACCAAGUCAAGCGCCGCUGCUGCGACGGCAACACCCCCGCCUGCGCCGCCUGCGCCUCCGUCUACAACACCGAAUGCGUCUACGACCCGGGCUCCGACCACCGCCGCAAGGGCGUCUACAAGAAGGACAUCGACCAGCUCAAGACCAAGAACUCGACCCUCGAGACCCUGAUCCAUGCCAUCCUCAACUGGCCCGAAGAUGAGGUCCCCAGCCUGGUCAGCCAGAUACGCACCUGUGAGAGCCUCGACGCCGUCGCCGAGCAGAUCCUCCUCAAGGAACAGGGCAUGGAAGAUGACUCAGAAGAGAUAACGCCUUUCGAGACCGACGCUCCGCAGGGCGCUCCAACGUUCGAGACACAGCUGUCGGGAAAGAUGGGCCAGCUGCGCCUCGAAGACGGCUCACAGCGUUACAUCGGAGGCACCUCCAACUUGAUUCACUUGGGCCAAGGCGGUGACGGCGACAACGACUUCACGGCUGUCGCCGAACAAGACCAAUACGCCCAACUGGAGGAUCCCAUCACGUCCUGGACUACCGUGACCAAAGACCCGGAGCUGAUCACCCACCUGAUCAACAUGUAUUUUGUCUGGCACUACGCCUUCUUCACCACUCUGCCCAAGAACUUGUUCUACCGUGAUUUCCUACUCGGAAACCCCCCGGGUGAGAAUGGUAGGAAAUACUGCACGCCCCUACUGGUCAACGCUAUGCUUGCACUGGGUUGCCACUUCACUUCACUACCAGGUGCUCGUGCCAGCCGUGAUGAUUCGGCCUCUGCUGGCGAUCACUUCUUCAAGGAGGCCAAGCGUUUGAUAAUGGAGAACGACGAGCACGAGAAACCGAGGAUGACCACCGUCCAAGCCCUAGCACUCAUGUCAGUUCGGGAAGCUGGCUGCGGCCGUGAGGCAAAGGGCUGGGUUUACAGCGGCAUGAGUUUCCGGAUGGCAUGUGACUUGGGCUUGAAUCUCGACUCUGGAGGUCUCUCGUCUGCUCAAGGCGCCUUGGACGAGGGUGAGGAAGAUGCACGCCGCAUUACGUUCUGGGGGUGCUUCCUGUUCGACAAGUGUUGGUCAAAUUAUCUGGGACGUUUGCCCCAACUUCCUACUAGCAUUAUCACGGUCCCGAAGUUUGAGGUAUUCCCGAACGAAGACGCCGAAACGUGGUGCGCAUACAGCGAUUCCGGUUUUAGCCAGGCCAAUGCCCAACCAGCGCGGACGCGCGCAGUGGCCCGGCAGAUUUCCCUGCUGUGCGAGAUCAGCAAUGAUCUGAUGAACUCAUUCUACAACCCCAUUGAUAUGGACAAAUCAAAAGGGAAGCAACUAGAACUCAAGAAAUUGAGUGAGCUGCACCAGCGACUGGAGGCUUGGAGGAGAGAUCUUCCUAAAGAGUUUGAGCCGCGGGAAGGCGGCUUGCCGUCAAUGCUUGUGAUGCACAUGUUCUUUCAACUCCUCUACAUCCAUCUCUUCCGACCCUUCCUGAAAUAUGACAAAACAACCUCGCCAUUACCGCCAAAUGUCUCUCCGCGGAAACUAUGCACACAAGCAGCGCAAUCAAUAUCAAAGCUUUUGAGGCUGUAUAAACGGUCGCAUGGUUUACGGCAAAUAUGCAAUGUCGCCGUCUACAUUGCUCACUCUGCUUGCACGAUCCACCUCCUGAACCUUCCCGACAAAAAUGCCCGCCGAGAUAUCAUUCACGGUGUCAAGCACUUAGAAGAAAUUGCUGAAGGCUGGCUCUGUGCCCGCCGCACCUUAAGCAUCCUCUCCAUUCUCGCCCGGAAAUGGCAGGUUGAGCUUCCUGAAGAAGCCGCCACAGUCCUCGCUCGCACCGACUCAAAAUUCGGCUCCUACCAUGGCGACACGCUCUCCCCGAAAGGUACAGCCGCGCUACCGCAUGCGGCACAGCCACCACCAGGCUCACUCCCUCCUCUUGUCCAAACCUACGGCUACACCGCCGCCAUUCCUGCCACUAAAAUACCCACGGUUCCUGCAAACGCCGCCAGCUACGCCGCCGCCGCAACAAUGGGCCGUCGUGGAUCCGACAACCGCUCCCAUACCGGACCCCCGCAGACUGCGGCAGAGCUUCAGUACCCGCGCCAGACAUCGCAACAGCAACUCACCAACCCCAGCACUCCCAUCAACACAGCGGGCUCCGCGGCCGUCUCGUUGGGCGGCUCGCCAUCGGACCUUUUCGGGGGCGUCGACGCGCUGCUGCGCGAGAGCCAGGACAAUUGGUGGCUACGCGACCAGAGCCAACUGGCCGUCGGCUUCGACAAUUGGGGCAUGAGUGCCGAGGAAAUGGCGUAUCUGAAUCGCAGUCCGAUCGCUACGACUACUGCUGCGAAUAGCGCAAGGCAGCAGCAGCAGCAACAACAACAGCCAGUCUCAUCAACCACAGCAGCGGAGAGUGUGGUUCAAACAUCGUAUGCUGUGAAUGGUGGUGCAGUAACUGGAGCGGAUGCAACCGGUAUUAGUGGAACCGUAAUGAAUGGUGGGUAUGGCUCGAUGAAUCUGUACAACGAGGAUGAGUGGUAUCAAUAA
Molecule: messenger RNA, 2640 nt
Organism: Lasiodiplodia theobromae
Lineage: Eukaryota; Fungi; Ascomycota; Dothideomycetes; Botryosphaeriales; Botryosphaeriaceae
Exons: 4
Coding region: 1-2640 (879 amino acids)
Biological process (GO): DNA-templated transcription; regulation of DNA-templated transcription
Molecular function (GO): DNA binding; zinc ion binding; DNA-binding transcription factor activity, RNA polymerase II-specific
Source: RefSeq, a predicted model, not a curated record